AAAAACACAGCCAUUGAAGAUUUACAACUCUACUAAGCAAAUCGAAGUAGUUUUAUUAGUUAGUCAUCAAACCCUAGUUUCUCUCUCUAUAUUCACUGUUCAUGGCGAUUCCAAGAAGAACUCGUGAAGGUCACAUAUUACAGCCACUCUACUCGAUGAUCGCUCUAGUAUUCGUACUGGUUGCAUACAUCGAACUCGGAGACGCCGCCACAGUCGUUGACGUUUACCGGCUCAUCCAGUAUGAUCUCGCCGGUUCUCCUUACGGAUCUAGAUUCGCAUCUUUAAAUCACCAUGCCGGCUCUUCUCUCUUCGCUCCUGGUACGGAUCUUUCACGUACGGUUGCCAUGAUUCCUCUAUCUGAAGUGAAUAUAACUCUCAUUCGAGAAUAUAUUGGACAAGGAAGGCCACUGGGAGGUCUGUUAUUUUUACUUCCACGAAUUUUUAGUUUUGAGAACAAUGACGAUUUAGACAAAGAGAAACAUGGUUCUGAAAAAGACAUGUUGACUAGCGAUCUGUUGGAUCUUGAGCAAACAUUAAUUCAUGCAAAAAUUCCUUAUCCUGUAUAUUUUGCUUUUGAGGAUGAUAAUAUCAACUCUGUGUUGGCUGAUGUUAAGAGGAAUGAUGCUACUGGCCAGCCUGCAACAGCAACUGCGGCAGGGUAUAAGCUUGUUGUCUCAGCUCCGGAACCUAGGAAAGUUGUGUCUCCCACAAUCAUGAAUAUUCAGGGAUGGUUACCUGGACUAAAAACUGAUGGAGAUUCCAAUCAACUCCCAACUAUUGCCAUAGUAGCAUCCUAUGACACUUUUGGGGCAGCACCGGCUUUGUCAGUUGGUAGUGAUAGCAAUGGAAGUGGUGUUGUAACACUUCUUGAAAUAGCUAGACUUUUCUCCCUUCUAUAUUCAAAUCCACGGACAAGAGGAAGGUACAAUUUACUCUUUGGAUUGACAUCUGGUGGACCUUACAACUAUAAUGGAACUCUUAAGUGGCUUAGAAGUUUUGAUCAACGUGUACAUGAGAGUAUUGAUUAUGCAAUCUGCCUGAACACUGUUGGCUCAUCAAACAAUGAACUAUGGCUUCACGUAUCUAAGCCCCCUGAAAAUACCUACAUAAGGCAGAUAUAUGAUGGUUUUUCCAGUGUAGCAGAUGAACUAGGCGUUAAAGUUGGCAUCAAGCACAAGAAAAUAAAUAUCUCUAAUCCUAGAGUAGCCUGGGAGCAUGAACAAUUUUCAAGGUUGAGAAUAACUGCAGCAACACUCUCUGGACUAUCCACGCCCCCCAAUUUUCUAGAAAAUAGUGGUGGACUUUCUGAUAACAGACAUUUUGGAAACGAGGCUGCCAUUAUUAAAAGUGUCAAGCUUGUUGCUGAGAGUAUAGCAAGACAUAUCUAUGGUCACCAAGGAAAGAAGGUUGAAAUUUUUGCUGACAAUAGCAGUUUAGCCGUCAACCCGUCUUAUAUCGCUUCCUGGUUGGAUCUUUUGUCACAAACUCCUCGGGUUGCACCAUUUCUUACAAAGAAUGAUCCCCUUGUAAUCGCGUUAAAAAAGGAAUUAGGAGAGCACACAACAGAAGUGAAUGUACAGAAUGAGGUGCUUGAUGGGGUGUUCACAUUCUACGAUUCCAUAAGCUCGAAGCUUUAUAUUUAUCAGGUUGCCAGUGUAACAUUUGAUUUACUUUUGCUACUUGUGCUCGGAUCCUACCUGAUAACCCUCUUUAGUUUUCUUGUUAUAACAACCCGGGGUCUUGAUGAUCUCAUUAGUCUGUUCAGACGACCACCUUCGCGUAAAGUGAAAACAGCUUGAGAGAUUAUCGCGAAUAGCAUCGAAAAUCAUAUAUAAAGCCAACAACAACACUGCGAUUGAUUACUAGGUAUUGGCUUGGCUCUUGCGUUUUGAUUGAUGGUGUCUCUUUGUAACUUUCUAUUGGCAACGCCCGAGGUCUUUUCUCACGUUGUAUUGUUUCACAUUGGUCGAGAGAUAUUUGAUUAGUUUUUGUAACCCCCUUCCCUUUUUCUUUUCUUGGGCAACUAUUAAAUCAAUGCAAAUUUUAUUCUAAUUCCUU
Messenger RNA from Impatiens glandulifera, 2058 nucleotides. RefSeq names its product nicalin-1. The record is from RefSeq and is a predicted model, not a curated record. Bases 102 to 1799 code for a protein of 565 amino acids. Lineage: Eukaryota; Viridiplantae; Streptophyta; Magnoliopsida; Ericales; Balsaminaceae. Gene Ontology annotation, biological process: regulation of signal transduction. Gene Ontology annotation, cellular component: endoplasmic reticulum membrane. The transcript has 13 exons.